Candidula unifasciata is the source of this 274-nucleotide messenger RNA. The record is from the annotation of a GenBank genome assembly. NCBI's taxonomy places the organism in Eukaryota, Metazoa, Mollusca, Gastropoda, Stylommatophora, Geomitridae.
AUGGCACGUCGUAUGACUUUGAUAGUGUUGACAGACUUCUGUUGUUGGGUGCCCAUUAUAAUCCUGGGCUUUGUUUCUUUGGCAGGUGCCAGAACCGAUAUACAGGUGUAUGCUUGGAUAGCAGUCUUCGUGUUACCAUUGAACUCGGCCACCAAUCCAGUCAUCUACACCUUAUCUACCGCCCCGUUCCUUGGCAACAUCAGGAAGCGGGCCAAUAGGUUUCGGAAAUCCUUCAUUCACUCUUUGACCGCGGAGACAAAUCACAGUUAUGUAG